AUGUGGCUGCCGAAGUCGCAGCCUGGCCCCGGCUCGCCGGACUGCCCUGACCUGCUGCAGCACGUCCCGGCGCUGCGCUCGCCGGCCACCCCGCUGUACCUCAGCUUCUUCGAGGAGGAGUGUCGCGCCAUCGCCGCCCGCCUGCGCCGCGGGGCGGCCUCGGAGCCCUCGCCGCAGCCCAAGCCCCCCGGGCCCGCCACCUCCACGCCGCUGCCCUUACCGAGCCACGGUCGGCUCCCCGACUGGAGCGCGGGCGAUUGCAAGGCCGCUGCUACCCCUGGCCCGGCCCCGGCCCCGGGGGAGCCCGGGUCCCUCCCGCAGCCCGCGGCCGGCGGUGGCCCCGGCCCCCGCCCAGCUCGCCCGCCCGCUGUGUCCCGGCGGGCGCGGCGCGGCCCCGAGCUGCCCUCCGGCGGCGGCCCCGGCACCCCUGCCCGCUCCCCGGGCCGCGGCCGCGCCAGGCUCGCUCUGCCCCGCGAACGGGCCUCGCUGGGGCUGCAACUCCCCGCGGCCGGCACGGGGCGCGGCGCCUGGGAAACGCGGCUCCUGCGGCCCCCAGGGACCAGGCUGAAGCUGACCUCGCCUGCCAGGUCCAGGCUUCCACGUGCCAGCGGGGCUUCGCAGCAGGCACAGCCUUCCAGCCUUCCCAAACUCGCCCCCCGGGCCAGAGCGGUGAAAAGUAAUUCUGCACCUGCCAGUUGCAUCGCGCGAAGCAGGGAAGCACCUGCUGCCAAGGUUGGGAGUUGUAAACAGCCCUCCUCAAAGCUUUCUACAGGAAUUUCUACUGUGGCUUCUCGCUCCUCACUGCGGCCUCCAGAAAAAGUGAUUUCGUUCAAGCGUUUUGGCCUCAAUAGAGAAUCAACUACAGAAGAGCUGGUGUGCAAUAGGACCCGAGAGCUGAAGGAAAAUUAUAAGAGCAAAGAAAGGCUGGUUGCAGCAAGCAUUGUCUUGGGAGCAGGUGAGCAGUUUGGAGGUGUAGAUUCUUGCCUCGUGUUGGGGGGUGUGUCGAGAAACAUGGGCAGCUGCUUGUUGGGCAGUGCUGCUCCCCAGCUGGGCCCUGUCUGACCAGGUGAGGCCCUGGCUGAGGGUGCUCCAGCCUGUGCUGCAGGCAGGGGGUGCUGCCUGCCCAGGAACUGCAGCCGGGCAGCCCGCAGUGCUGAGCCCUGCGAGGGAAGGGAGGCCGGGAGGCUCUCCCCACUCUCUGCGACAGCCCUGUCCCACCCUGCCCGGGCAGCUAUGCCCUCUCUGUGAGAGCAGACUCCCAGCAGCAGCCCAGAGCCUCUGGGAGCAAGGCCAUGCAGGAGCACUUUGUCCCAGCAGCGCCCAUACAGGCCAAGCCAGCAGCAGCUGUUGGGCUGGAAGUGCUGGGAGACUUCUGGCUCUCUUGGACAGGUUCUCUCUUUCCCUGAUCUGGAGCAGCUCUGUGGCCAGGUUGAGGAGGGGCUGAAGAUGGCAGGUUUCUAAUGCUGAUACCUCUCUUCACAGGUAGAAAUGACCAGACAUGGGAGUAUGUGGAGUCCUCUUUGUC
Melozone crissalis (California towhee) is the source of this 1525-nucleotide messenger RNA. RefSeq names its product translation initiation factor IF-2-like. The record is from RefSeq and is a predicted model, not a curated record. The transcript is spliced from 4 exons. NCBI's taxonomy places the organism in Eukaryota, Metazoa, Chordata, Aves, Passeriformes, Passerellidae. The coding region runs from base 1 to 1062 and encodes 353 amino acids.